CGCCGGGAAUCGGAGGGGGAGGCUGGCUGCUGGCGCGGGGCACGCCGGGAAGAGCAGGGCGGCUGUGGUUCGGGGGACCCUGCUCUCAGGGCUCCAGCUUCCUUCGCGGCGAAGGCGAAGGCGGCCGUUGGGCGGGGAUGGCGGACGCGGCGGCCUCCCCGGUGGGGAAGCGACUCCUGCUCUUGCUGGUGGCUGGGCAGGGAGAGAGCGAGGGCACGGAGCCUGGGCCUGGGCCUGCGCUCCCCUCCCGGGCCUGGAGGAGCGGCACCGUCAGGGCCAUGAGCGGCGCUGUGCCCCAGGACUUAGCGAUAUUUGUGGAAUUUGACCGGUGCACUUGGAAGCAACAUGCUUGGGUAAAGGUUCAUGCAGAGGAAGUGAUAGUUCUGAUGCUGGAAGCAUCUCUGGUAUGGGUCCCUCGAAAUGAGCCAAUUCUGCUUCAAGGAACUAGAGUAUCAGUUGAGCAUUGGCCUGCAUUGACUUUCACUCCUUUAGUAGAUAAGCUGGGUUUAGGUACUGUGGUUCCAGUAGAAUCUCUUGUAGACCGUGACUUGAGAUUCCUGUCUGAUGCCAGUGAAUUAAGUCACUUCCAGAUGGCAACAGAAAGUCAGAACCACCUUCUUCAGCAACAGCCUGUAUUGAGGGAAGCUGUCAAUGCAUUGAUCAGUGACCAGAAGCUCCAGGAGAUAUUUAGCAGAGGUCCUUACACCAUCCAAGGGCAACGUGUAAAUGUAUAUCAGCCAGAGGAAGAAAAUAGUUGGGUCUCUGCUGUUGUGAGCUGUCAAGAUCCUAUGACUCGUCUGAUGGAGGUGGUUUUGACUGAGACUGGUGAAAUCAAGUCAGUGGAUCCCCGACUGAUUCAUGUAAUGAUGGACACUUCUCCUUUGAAUGAGGGAGGUUCUCUAAAGGGAGCUAAAUCCUCAAAGGGGAAAAAGAAGAAAGAGGGCAUGGAUGGGAAAGAUGGACGAAGGCGGAAAAAUGCUUCUGAGGCUGGGUGUGAUCAUGCUACAAAGAAACUCAAGGAGAGGGGUGAAGUGGAUAGUAAUGGAAAUGAUGGAGGUGAGGCAACCAGGGGAGCUUGGAAAGGAAGCAUCAGUGGUGACACAGCUCUGGAUCCCAAAGCCAAGCAGCUACCCACUUCUGUUCCUCAAAUUAAUCGUAGUAUACGUUUUGCCACGUACACAAAGGAAAAUGGCCGAACUCUUGUGGUCCAAGAUGAACCAGUAGGUGGUGACACACCUGUGCCCUUCACUUCCUUUUCUUCAGCUGCUGCCCAAGCGUUGCUGAGUGGAGCUGGAAGUCAAGAGAUGGCAAAACCCUUGGAGCAAGCCAGCCUCAGUCCAUUGGCUGCCUCUGCAGUAGCUACAACAGCUGGACCAACGUCAACAACUGUGAGGACAUCAGAUGCUGGCCUGUCAGCAGUUACUGGGCAGGAAAAACAGAAAACAGGCUGUUUGCAGUCCCAGCGAGAGAGUUCCCAAAAUUUAAUGUUGGCUUCUCCAGGAUUUGGAGUGGCACAAUCAAGUGCUUCUCAAUCUUUGGUGUUUGACAGUGGGCGAAGCCAGUCCAAUGGAGUACUUGCUUCAGAGAAGAAGCCUGUUGGAUUUUCAUUUGGUAGUAGCACUGGUCAUGAGGUUCAGAAAGAUUCUGAUUUGUCAAAGAACUUGUUUUUUCAGUGCAUGUCUCAGAAUCGUCCCUCCAGUCAUUAUUUCACAGCCUUAUCUGAGAAUCUGGCUGAAGAACCUGCAAAUGAGGACUCAUUAAAAAAAAGUACAGAGAAUUUGAGUUUGGGCAUCUGCAAAAGCAAAUCUCUUACAGGAGAAGCUAAACUUGGGACUCAGUUGGGCACUUCGGUGGAGCGGAAGCUGCCAGGGGAGUCUAUGCCCACCCUUACGCCAGCUUUUCCACGAAACCUCUUGAGCACUCGACCUCCAGAUAAUCAUGAGAAUCUUUUUUUGCAGCCUCCAAAACUGUCACGAGAGGAACCAUCAAACCCUUUCCUGGCAUUUGCAGAAAAAUCAGAACCCAGUUCUUUCAGUAGUUUUGCUUCCUCAUCUCAACCAGGAGUAUCUGCUACUCCUCCUUCAGUUCUUGGUUCCAAGACAGCUUCUAGCUGGCCAGAUUUGCACACCUCAGCUGACUCUUUAGCUAAAAAGAAAAGCUUGUUUAUAACAACAGAUUCCUCCAAAAUGCUCUCCAGUGCUCCUACUUCAACUCUCUUUGCCAGUGUUCAGGGCUCAUCUACACUGGGGAAUGGCCGUUCCAACUCACCUGUCAGCAGCCUGACACAGCCUAUUGAAAUGCCCACACUCUCCUCCAGUCCUACAGAAGAAAAGCCAUCUGUUGGGCCUGGGCAGCAGGACAAUCCUCUUAUGAAAACUUUUUCCAAUGUGUUUGGCAGACAUCCGUCUGGCUUUUUCUCAUCACAAGCAGAGCAACUGCCAGAGCACAAAGCCCCCUUUGAAACUGUGAAAAGGUUCUCUCUCGAUGAACGGAGCAUGCCAUCUAAGCAGGAUUCUGAUUCCAGUACCAAUAGUGACCUCUCUGACAUGAGUGACUCUGAGGAGCAGCUGCACACCAAAGCUUGUCUGAAGGGAAUCCCAGAGCAUCUGAUUGGGAAACUGGGUCCCAAUGGCGAGCGGAAUGCUGAACUAUUAAUGUGCAAGGGAAAAGGGAAGCAAGCCCCGAAGGGCAGGCCUCGCACAGCCCCCCUCAAAGUUGGCCAGUCUGUACUGAAAGACAUGAGUAAGGUGAGGAAGCUGAAGCAGUCAGGGGAACCAUUCCUCCAAGAUGGCUCCUGUAUCAAUGUGGCUCCUCACCUGCACAAAUGCCGAGAGUGCCGGCUGGAACGCUACCGAAAGUUCAAGGAACAGGAACAGGAUGACUCCACUGUGGCCUGUCGCUUCUUUCACUUCCGCAGACUGAUAUUUACUCGGAAGGGUAUUCUACGAGUGGAGGGAUUCUUGAAUCCCCAGCAGAGUGACCCAGAUGCUAUGAGCUUGUGGAUCCCAUCAUCAUCCCCAGCAGAAGGGAUUGACCUAGAGACUUCUAAAUAUAUCUUGGCCAAUGUUGGGGACCAGUUCUGUCAGCUAGUUAUGUCUGAGAAGGAGGCAAUGAUGAUGGUGGAGCCACAUCAGAAAGUGGCCUGGAAGAGAGCUGUACGUGGUGUGAGGGAGAUGUGUGAUGUAUGUGAAACAACACUCUUCAAUAUUCAUUGGGUAUGUCGCAAAUGUGGCUUUGGAGUAUGUCUGGAUUGUUACCGUCUCAGGAAAAGCCGUCCACGCAGUGCUAAAAACUCUGAUUGUCUUUCUGGUUCAGAAGCAGAGGAUAUCGGUGAUGAAGAAGUAUUUGCGUGGCUGAAAUGUGCAAAGGGACAGUCGCAUGAACCAGAGAAUCUCAUGCCUACACAGAUCAUCCCUGGCACAGCGCUAUAUAAUAUUGGAGAUAUGGUUCAUGCUGCACGUGGUAAAUGGGGAAUCAAAGCUAACUGUCCAUGUAUUAACCGGCAGAACAAAUCUGUAUUGCGACCUGCAGUUACCAAUGGAAUUUCACAGCAGUUGCCCAGUAUGAAACCUGGUGUCUCAACUUCUGGAAAUGAAAGCACAUUUUCUAGUGGCACAGGGACAACAGAAGGUGGGGAGUUGGACACCAAUGUUGUUCCUAAGUCUGAAGUUACAGAAGGUAUAGCUGAGGACUCUAUAAAGACAGAGGUUCCAGCAACCAGCAACAGUGGGGAAACAAAACCGAGUAAGUCACUGUGUCCUGAAACAAGUCCCUCAUCAGCAUUGCACUGGCUUGCAGAUUUAGCAACCCAGAAGGCAAAAGAGGAAACUAAAGAAGCAGGUUCUCUAAGGUCAGUGCUCAAUAAAGAAUCCCAGUCACCAUUUGGAGUGGAGUCAUUCAACUCUAGUGCUAAGGCAUCCCCUUUAACCCCAAAGCUUUUUAAUAGUCUUUUGUUGGGGCCAAUUGCUACAAGCAACAAGACAGAAGGUUCCAGUCUUCGUGAUUUGCUUAACUCUGGCCCAGGAAAGCUGCCCCAGGCCUCACUUGAAACAGGAAUCCCUUUUCCUCCUGUCUUUUCUGGAGCUUCCACUGGGACCAAGAGCAAAGCCAGUUUGCCCAACUUCCUUGAUCAUAUUAUUGCCUCUGUUGUGGAAAAUAAGAAGACAUCUGAUGCAGCCAAGAGAGCAAGCAAUUUGGCUGACACACAUAGAGAAGUGAAAGAAAUGGUAAUGGGAUUGAAUGUGCUCGAUCCACACACUUCCCAUUCUUGGCUCUGUGAUGGAAGACUUCUAUGUCUACAUGACCCCAGCAACAAAAACAACUGGAAGAUCUUCAGGGAAUGUUGGAAACAGGGCCAGCCUGUUCUAGUUUCGGGUGUUCAUAAGAAGCUGAAGCCUGAACUCUGGAAACCAGAAGCGUUUAGCCAGGAAUUUGGAGAUCAGGAUGUAGAUUUGGUCAACUGUAGGAACUGUGCCAUAAUCUCAGAUGUUAAAGUGCGUGACUUCUGGGAUGGUUUUGAAGUCAUUUCUAAGCGUCUUAGAGCAGAUGAUGGACAGCCUAUGGUAUUAAAAUUAAAAGACUGGCCUCCAGGAGAAGAUUUUAGAGACAUGAUGCCUACAAGGUUUGAGGAUCUAAUGGAGAACCUUCCUCUCCCAGAGUAUACUAAGAGAGAUGGGAGACUGAAUCUGGCAUCUAGGUUACCAAGCUACUUUGUGCGACCUGAUUUGGGUCCCAAAAUGUACAAUGCAUAUGGACUUAUAACUGCAGAAGACAGAAGAGUUGGUACCACCAAUUUGCACUUGGACGUAUCAGAUGCUGUUAACGUUAUGGUGUAUGUCGGAAUUCCCAUUGGGGAAGGUGCUCAUGAUGAUGAAGUGCUAAAAACCAUUGAUGAGGGAGAUGCUGAUGAUGUUACAAAACAGCGGAUCCAUGAAGCAAAAGAAAAGCCAGGGGCAUUGUGGCACAUCUAUGCUGCUAAGGAUGCUGAGAAGAUCAGAGAGCUUCUCCGGAAGGUUGGUGAAGAACAAGGUCAAGAAAAUCCUCCAGAUCAUGAUCCAAUUCAUGAUCAAAGCUGGUACUUGGACCAGACCCUACGUAAGCGUCUAUAUGAGGAGUAUGGAGUUCAAGGCUGGGCAAUAGUGCAGUUCCUGGGAGAUGCUGUAUUUAUUCCUGCGGGGGCCCCUCACCAGGUUCAUAACUUGUAUAGCUGCAUCAAAGUAGCAGAAGACUUUGUAUCUCCUGAACAUGUUAAACACUGCUUCCGUCUAACCCAGGAAUUCAGGCACCUAUCUAACACUCACACAAACCAUGAGGAUAAGCUGCAGGUGAAGAACAUUAUCUACCAUGCAGUCAAAGAUGCUGUUGGCACACUAAAAGCUCAUGAAUCCAAACUGGCUAGGUCUUAGGAAUUGGUGGUUCCAAACCCUUCUAUGGAGUCAUGUUUUUUGCUCACAGUAUAGAAAGGGAGUGCACAUGCCUGCUUCUGCAGGAGCCAGAGGCCUCUCACUAAGAGAUGCCAUGGCAUUCAUUACACUCUCCAGCCACUGUCUUCUGUGCUGCCUCAGUACUGAAUGUCUAAAGAAAGGUCACUAUAACACAGGAUUCCUGACUAAUGAGAGGUGCUUUGUCCCUUUCCUGUGGCCUUUUGCAAAUCGAUAUUGUAUGGAAAACCAUGUGGUUUUCCUGCAUAUUAUGAAAUAGAAAGUGUGAACCUUUUUCAUGCCUAGUUAGUGUUUCCAAGAAGUUAGAAAGGAUGAUGUGAAGAUGGACAUUCUAUUGCAGACUUAAAUAGCUAGCUCUGAAUGUGUGUGACCACCAGGAGCCCAGCUACCAAAACACAGAUGCUAGUCCUCCCAAGUCUGACACAGGCCAAGGAAAAAAGAGAAAUUGUUCUUCAUGCUCCCCUUAACAGUUCUUUGUACACUGUAGAAACACAGAAAGAAAGAAAGAAACCACUGUUUUUCCCAAAUGGCUCCAGGAUUUUUAAAUUGUGUAUUUAGUGAGAAACUAGGUUUGUAGUGAAACAGUAUUUCAUGAAAGUAGAUAUUUUUAGAAUUUGAAAUACCACAACUGUUCCUGGAUUACAAGGAAAGGCACACUGUGUUUAGUCUUCCUUUCGAUAAAAUAUUUUAGGAAACAAUUCUUGGAAAUAAAUUCAGAAUAGCACAAUUGGCCAGAAAAGAACUCAAAAGAAAUUGAUUUUCAACACCAGUUUUCACAAAGAUAGAAAUAAAGGUGGGGAAAAGAACUUUUAUGUUUUGGAGAUGUUGUACAUCUCUCCCUAAAUAGCUAAAUAAGGCAAUAGUUCACUGUUUGUCAGUUUUAGAUUGGGAUUACUACUUCUCAGACCUAAUUUUCAAUAUCGGCUUUGUCCAGAAAUCUUUUCAAUAAAAUGUUCCUGCUUGAUAGAGUUGUAUUGAAAAUUGUCACCAUUGAACUGAUGGUUUCCAUUGUUUGACUGUUCAUUGGGACUAUAUCUACCUUCUAUCCAGCUGUACUGUAGUGCCACCUGCAGGCCUGUUAAUAUGUUCACGGUUAUUUCAUUUUUUAAAAAAUAAAAUUCAUUUACUGUA
Messenger RNA from Sceloporus undulatus (fence lizard), 6572 nucleotides. RefSeq names its product lysine demethylase 3B (gene KDM3B). Gene Ontology annotation, cellular component: chromatin; histone deacetylase complex. The record is from RefSeq and is a predicted model, not a curated record. Gene Ontology annotation, molecular function: chromatin DNA binding; histone H3K9 demethylase activity; transcription coregulator activity. The coding region runs from base 138 to 5405 and encodes 1755 amino acids. The transcript is spliced from 24 exons. NCBI's taxonomy places the organism in Eukaryota, Metazoa, Chordata, Lepidosauria, Squamata, Phrynosomatidae. Gene Ontology annotation, biological process: regulation of transcription by RNA polymerase II.